This is a messenger RNA of Pseudocercospora fijiensis CIRAD86, 7983 nucleotides long. RefSeq lists its product as uncharacterized. The coding region runs from base 1 to 7983 and encodes 2660 amino acids. The record is from RefSeq and is a predicted model, not a curated record. Lineage: Eukaryota; Fungi; Ascomycota; Dothideomycetes; Mycosphaerellales; Mycosphaerellaceae. The transcript is spliced from 79 exons.
AUGCUAUUCUCCCAAGUCAAAGGUCAUUCGCCAGCUCACCAGCCGUUCAGAUACGCAGUUAGGUCUCAUCUGCUGUGGUUCGAUUUCCCUUCACCUCGAGAUCGACAAGCCAUGGAGAAGGGACGAGCCGGCCAGUAUAGGUGGAGGGGAUUUGGCUAUCGCUGGGACAACUCACUGUCAGCUUGGUCCAUGAUUGGUGAGCAUCCCAAUAGAGACGAAGGUGAUCUUUGCCUGUACACGAAGUCAGCCCAUGUUCUGAAAGGAGGGGGACCGAUUGACCUCGACGACUCGGGGUUCAGUUUCGCAAGCUUUGCUCUUCCUUUCGUCCUAGAACCAACAUGUCAUGAGAAGGACGAGUCGGCAGCCCUGCUCUUGUUCUUGAAAAUGUUGCCUGUGUCCGAUAUCAGCCUGUUAUUCUUCUUGGAAAUGUUGCCUGCGUCUGCUGUCAGCCUGUUCCCUGUUGUUCUUCUUGAAAAUUCUGCCUGUGUCCGAUUAUAUGGAAUGGAAAUGUAUGCGACCUGUUCUUCUCCAUGCAAUGACCUCCUAGCAUUGAGAUUCAUGUCGCGGCAGCUUGCGACACCCACUGAAGGGCUUCGUCAAGCUUCGCUCUGCCUUCCACAGGUCGGCAGAGUGAGACUCUUGGUAGCAACGGAGGCGAAGAUUGAUACGCGAUGUCGAGAAUGUAUGCGUGGAGACUUCUUCAAACCCAUUGACCUCAAGGAUCUGGAAAGACAACACUGUGCAUUGCCCUCUCCCAGCUCGUCAUGCUUCAUUCUACCUCCGCCCCAGAGCCGAAUAUCGUAUCGCGGGACAGAGGAUGAUCUGAGCAUUGUUUUCCUGCCAGGUGGUAUGUAUGCGACUCUGUUCUGCUCAUAUCAAUAUCGCGUCACAACGACUCUUGGAACCACGCGCAAAUCGGUCGUCAUUGAAGGACGAGCCAGGUCAAGUUUGGAUCGAAGGCGACGACGAGUCAUCGAGACAUCUUGGGUGAAGGUGCUGGAGCUGGCGCAGGGACAGCAGUACCUACCUAUCGUAGCUUUGGAGCAAGUAUGGGAUCCGAAUUGCAAGAUAUGCAGAAUGGCCAGACUGAUGAACAGCGAAGUUUCCGAAUCUGCCAAGGUAGUCAGCGCUCUGAAUUUCUUGAGUAUGUAUGCAAGAUGGCCGUCUCACGAGCCAUUGAGCACUCUCAAGAUAUCGGCUGCCUUGCAAGAUCGAUCUCCCUCCGAAAGGCUUAAGUCAAGAUGCUAUGGAAGCAAGCAAAUUGACGCGAUAGAGGAGGGCAAGAAAGUACGAUUGCUAAACCCUGUGAGACAUGUCAGUGAGAGUUCUUUGUUCAGUGCAACAUCGCUUUGCAGGGCGAGAAAUGUCUGUGCUGGUAUCAGAUGCACGCCUCCCGUCGCGCAGAACAAGGUCAGGGUAAGUCAGGGUCCUGAGACCGCACAGUUGCUGCUCUCCAGCGCCACCUCCGCUCUCGACCAUGAAAGGCUGAGUAGCUUUCUUGGCGCUGUCGAGACAGUCUUGUUUGAUCUUCCCUCAAAUGAGAUCUGGAAUGUCAUGGAAAUGGACAAGCCAGGCAACCGAGAGGGUCAAGUGUCGUGUCCCGCCUCUACUGAACAUCUUACAGGCUUUAUGCGCGAGGUGCGCAUGAUCGCCGCCGAUGCUGGUGCUCCUGAUUCCGAUGAAGUGCUGAUGGCAGCACACUUGUCAAUGCAGAUUAUCGUCAAUGGGUGUUGUAGAGAGCUCAGAAUCCUCGUGAGUGACGACUAUUCUGGUAAGCACUCGCGAUUCGGUCAUGCUUCGACUGGAAUCUCAGCUUGGGAUGUGCGCGACUUGCCUGCCAACGCCCAUCUUUGCUCGACCGAACUACGGACGGUAGCCCGUGAGUCGCGACACUGCCGCUCCACCGCGGCGAUGGCAUCGAACCAUAAAGGCUUGAGCACCAUUACACUGGCUUUGCGGACAGAUGUUGAUCUUCGCCAUCAGUUUUACGCCUCGCCACAUGGAGCAAAGUGGGACGUUUUUGAACUGGCGGGCGGGUCGCAGAAGCAGGUGGGAGAAGCGGAUGGAACUUACCAAUAUGGCGGUCAGGUCUCGACGGAAGGGCGAUGGGACUGCGAAAGAACAUGUCAGCCGCCAUUCUUGACGAAGACACACUGGGCUCAAUCGACGCCUUGCAGGCUGAGAUUGUGCUGGCGGUCCCUGUUUGGUUCAUUGUCGUGGAUGCGCGUGAGGGGAGUCACCUCAGACUCUGCUGGACAGCAGUGCGAUGGCGCCACCACAACGCAUCGGUGUAAUGGCAAGAUUGGCGUCGGUGAUGAUCUACAAAAAAGAUUGGAGGGUGUAAAGCUGGCGGAAGAGGAAAAGCUCACCGCACCGCACCGCAUCCAGUUCAAUGGCUCGGAGCUCAGUACACAGCCUCAGGAGCCCUGUGCUCGUGGUUGUGCUGCGAGGACGCUGAAGCCACAUGACGAUACAGCUACAUCUAUGUCUGGACGAUUCUGGUCAAGACGGAUUGACUCGCUUUCGAGAAAUAACUGGAGAUGUCCUACUUUGAAGGGUUCCAGCAGGCCUAUUCGCAUCACUUUAGCGCAUCGAUGCCUAGCAACGACCGUUGAACCUGCAUGGUUGCCACAGCCAUCUGACGUAUCGCUCUGGCUCUGUACUUUCACGUUUGUGCCGCUAGAACUUCCUCACCUUGCCAACAACAACGAGUCAAAGUGUGACCCAACAGGUGGGCAUACUAGACACAUCACAAAUUCGACCUUCGGGAAGAAGUUGUCGAAAGUCUGGCUCGAGAUCGAACAGAAUGGAUCCUGUAAUGCCUUCUGCUGGCGUCUCCUCAUCACUCCCUUGCCCCCCUCCCCUCCCCUGAGAUUGCAGGGGCUUUGGCUGUCUAUUGACACUGCCGUCUCGUAUCGAGACCAAUUGAUUUUUUCAUCACGCUCUACCAGUGCGGAAGAGCUGGGAGAAGAAGUCCAACUGUUCGACAACUUCGACGAAUUCACGACAAAGAGGACAACUUACUGCCACCAUACCGACUCCGACACCAUCAAUCCCGUUUCCUCAUCGCGUCAAUCGUUCUGCAUCUUCCUCUCGCAAACCACCAGAGACGAAAUGGCUUCUACUCAAGCGCCACACCAACCACCACCGCCGCCGCCCCCAAACGCCUUCCCUCCAACAACGGUCAUUGUGACCUUGGUGGCUCCCCCGUCCUCCUCAUUGGCAAGAUUGACCUUCUCGGACGGCUAUGAGUACACCUUCGUGCGCCACCACCUCCUCCACACCGCCGUUGCAUAUCGCGACCUCGACAUGCGCAGCCCAAAUCAGCUGUUGGCCAUCACCGGCGACGCUGAGAUAAAGACGAAGCUGGCUGCCCAAUGGAUCGACGACGGAGCACAAUACAAUACUGCCGGUUGGAAUUUCUGGUAUAGCCGCAUCCUCGCCACCCAGCGAUUCCAGGCUUGGCGGGUCGACGAACUCAAACCUGUUCAACGCCACGAACGACUUGCACGAGAAAAAUCGACGACGCUGGAGGCGCUGGUGGGAGCUGUGACGGUGGGCUGCCAGUUCCACCACCCAACGGUCGAGAGGGUGAUGUGCGCUCUGGGCAUCUUCUGGCUCUAUGAAGACGAGGAGAAAGCCGCGUUACGGCAGCUUUCCAAUCUAGGAGGAGAGCCAUUUCCGCGGUGGAGGCAUCGACCUCGCGCGACGACUUCCAUUGGAAUAAUCCUCUUUCAUGACCACGUUCAGACCUUACAGAUACCUAAAUCAGCACCAGAUCUGACCAUCUCCAAUAUCGAUCGGAUUCAACGCUGCAAGCCUCAGAGUCGGGAUGAGCGGUCGACGGAAAAUACACCUUCUUCCACGCAUAAAAGAUCGAAUGGCCAACAAGAACCGACUGUAACGACAUCCCAGGCCACGUACUCGCCACCAUGUACGCGGACAACAAGAUGCACCCGUAGCGGUGAUUGGUGGUAUGAUAUUGGUGCUGCUCAUGUCGCAAAUCAACAGGCAGCAGAUAUAGCACGCCUCGACCAUAGAGAACACCAAGUCCCUCAAGUAGGCUUCGGAUUAUAUGCGAGCAACGUCUUGUGCCGCUUCGCCGAGUUCUAUUCGUUUUUUCUCGGUCUAGGACUACUGGUAUUUAAGUGUACGCCUGCGAUAGCCUUCACGUUUGCGAUGGCCUCGACUCUGGCACUCACACGCAUAGCGACCGACCACUGCAACACCUUCUUAAUCGAUACAGUGCAUGCUCAGCUCCAGCUCGGACGCGACGUGAACUUCAACGACAAGGAGAAGAGCAACGUCUACAGCAAGAAGAAGCGCGACGUCUACAACAAGCCACCUUCUAAGGAAACCAGGUUCCUCCUGUCUAAGUUCGAGUUCGACCACGUCACGGAGAACAAUGAGGCCUGGAAGACGGCACCUGGCAUGAGUCCAGCCGGAAUACACGGCCCAUAUGCCAGUUUGGCACAAGGCUUUUCCAUAGACACGUUCUUUUCUCGCGAGCAACAGCCCCUUAGACUCAUGAUGAACGAGACGUUUCCGAUCGUGUCGAAGCCAGGAGAACUUCAGUCCUCAUUCACUGCAGGAGGAUCGCCUCUGCAUCAAUUCCGAAGAUUCGUAGAGGAGCACCUCCCAGAUUUAUCCAUCUCUGGAUCUCUCGGCAACUGGCAAGGCGAGAGCGAAGCAACCACUCUAGGCAAUGCAGCAGGAAUUGGGUCUGGCCUGCUGACUUACUCGCCAGUCGCGGAUAUGAUUCAGCUGACGAGCUCUCGCUGCCGGGCUCCGACCCAAAUACCAUACCACGCGACUCAAUUCAACGGCGCUUUCAAAAGUUCGAUCAAUCAUCUGCGAGUUCUGACUGCAAGUCCCACAUGGCUGCUUCUAUCAGAUCACCAAGAGCUUCCAUGGUUCCGAAUAUCUGAUCACACCUCUGCCAUAUAUACGCCGAGACCUGAGCUGAUGCUGAGCUCGACUUCAUCCGAAAGCAGGUAUGUGGCUUUGCUUUCUCCAUCGCCUAUAGAGCUCGUCGGCCCACUUCCUCUCCGUGGUGAUACACCGUACCACUGUGGAUUUGCUGCUACGAUGACGGCUGGGGCGCAGUGUUUGAUGAAACUGAAUUGGCGUUCAUUCGAUCGAGGCAUUACGUUAUUUGCGUACAGGGCUCUGUACAAAGUCCUCACGGCUAUCCCAGCAUGGGACGAAGCAAAGGUGGGCCUUGUCGCAGUCUGCGCGUUGAUCGCUGAGAUUGUGACUCUUCAACACACGCCUCGACUGGACCGCAAACUGCUACGACUUGCCAUGCUGGUUCAAAGACGAGUAGAGGCUUACCGCACGCUCGGAGCUCAGCAGCUGCACAGUAGGAUCACCUUCUCUAUGAUCGCCCUGUACGCGAAGAUCGUACCGAGCGGCAUGAGAUCUCGUCGUUUGAUCCGUCCGUCCCACGGCGAGAACCAACUCCGAGCCGCUCGAAUCGACGCCGACAGAGGCUAUGCGAACUCCAAAUACGGAAUUGAGAGCCGCAGCUUGAUUGCUCCGCCAACGCAACUUUGGAAGUUCGGACAUGUUUACUGUGAAAAUGACGGCGGAAAGCCUUUUGCUAGAGGAAAAGGGGUUGUAUCAACUUGGGGCAGAAUAAUGGCGGUAUUAUACUAUGACCGAGGCCAUACGAAACCAACUCCCGCUAGUAGGCAUUUGUCUUCACAGUAUCGUCCUAGACUCCUCAUGUUGGGUCUUGUAGGCUCGCAUAUUGGCCAAGACGUGGUCUGGCAUUGCCACGAUAUCGAUUUAUCUCUUCCAGUCGACGUGCGCGGCUUUCAACGUAAGCUUUGCGGCAGAAAUGGUGUUAAGCCACUUGUUAUAAGACUAUCAAGCAUGGAUUUAUUGAUCGAACCUUCCAGCUUCAUCGAAUUUGCUCACGGCUCGCCAGAGGGAAUUGUCGGGCAAGCCAGCGCUUUCGCAUGCCUGAAUAUCUCCGCCUCAUAUCGGGUGUGGGUGUGGAAUGCGAAUUGGGUAUCCCUCCCCAGGCGGGAGAAUGAUAUAGCUAUUCUUCUUGUUGGUCAUUUUGGCCUUCUGAGGCUUCUUCUUGAUGUCUUCGCCAUCAUUGCCUUCAUUAUCCCCCUUCUUCAUCGCCCUGAGGAACAGACUCCUCACGUCCCUGCUGUGCUCUUCAUUUUCCUUCGCGCCAUAUUGUCUCCACUGGCAAGUUGCAUGUACUGGAGUGUUCCGGAACCAGGGCGUCUAGAAUCUCCUACACAACGAUGUGAAUAUCCAGGCAAACUGACUGUGCUCCGGAGGCGAAGAGAUCGGUGUGAGAAGAGCGCUGGAAAUUUCUUCAAGACAGUCAAUGAAUGGUUCCUUUCUCAAAAGCGAAAGGAACUGAAAAGCAGCGGGCUCUUUCAGGCUGAAACAGUGACGAGUGUUCGAGUCCCACGCGCGGCUUCAAACCGAUUUGACAUCAAAAAGAUGCGGCCAGCACUCCCCUAUCUCAGCUGCGAACAGAUGGCAAAAAUUCAAAGAGGUUCAUCGUACUAUGACAAUCAAUUGGAGGCUGAAAAGCUGAAGAAUAUGCUAUCAAAAAAAUUUCAUAUCAAAAAGAUGUUACCAGCACUCCUACGCACCAUUACCAUGAAACUGCGAAUUGAUGACAAAAAAGAGACAAAAGGUUCAUCAUGCAAGUGUUCCACUCACCCACACCAGUCAUGUGGCAAGCAUGACUGGUGCGCUCGUCCUUGGGGCUUUUCCAACGGUUGCUGUGAAGCUCCAAGUCAGGGUCCGGGAGAGAGUGGGAAGGACAUCCACACCUGCACUCAAUCCAUACUUCUGGCAGCACUGGCUCGACAAUCUACAUCUCUCGAGCUGCUCACUGAACUGAAUGGACUGGUUAAUAGGCCAUUGGCCCACCUUCACCAGAUUUGCAGAGCGAUCACCAAUGCCGCUCUCCCUCACGUCUACCUUCCAGCCUUUCUUCAUUAUCACAAUGGUCCACAUUUCCUUGAACCAAUUGUCUUCUUCUGCGCUUUUUGCCACCAGAACGCCCCUGCAACGCCGUCCGACUCCGGAUACGUGCAUGAGACACAGGGAGAACGCCAAGUUUUGCAUCUUUGGACGACACACGCCGCUCCUCUCGCUCUUCAGCCUGCAAUCUAUACAACAUAUCGCAUCGGACUACCACCAUGCAGACGUCUACGGAAAGCAGGAACGCUGCUGCGGAGGAGUCAAAGGGGGCACACGGAGCGUCUGGAAGGAGAAAGGCAUCGAACUCGAUCCAAUUACCACCAAAACCACCGACCUCGACAAUGGGUUCGGAUUCAUUCCGCAGAUACCGAGCGUCACACGAAUAUCACGAUCAAUGCCUACAACCUUGUUGUCUCUCUGGACAGACUCUCAAAUACAUUUUCGCAACCACGGCUCUUGAAGGAGACAUUGACGGUCAAGGGGUCUGCAAUCGGUACCCAGGGGAUACCUAUAUUCAAUCAUAGACUCACAAAACUCAGCGACACCACCAAGAGGACAAGGCACAGCAUUCACAAAUGGCUGAUGGAGUACCUUGCGCAAAUGGAAGACGCGAGCGAGUUUUGGAAGCAUGAUAAGAUCAAUGGAAUCUCGAUUCUCAAAGCUCCGGCAAACGGCAAUUACUUGGAUGACAGGGAAGGCUAUAGACCUGGUUGGUUGAAGGCUCUAUUUGGAGGAUGGGCGUUCAUAAGGAGGAUGCGCGUGAUUUGGCACGAGAACGAUGUCCAAGGCGUCGCAUAUCGAGGCGCUGAAAAGGCCCCCUUCGCCUCAUACAUAGCUGUUGAUCGGUGUGGAGCACCCUGCGUUCACUCACCCCGAUCAUAUUGCCUAUCUCGGCCAAAUACAAGCGUGGCUCUGCCCAUGGAGUACCCUCCAAUCACGCAGACUGGUACUAUCUCUUCUCCGAUUUCAAGUCUCGAAAGGCUCAAAAGCGAUGAAAAGAAAUAUGGCAGAUCUCAGGGUUAG